UUCCCCAGCGCGCGGCGCUGCGCACGCUGUUAUGCCGGAGUCGCGUCCGUUGGUGAGCUGACAGCGCGGCUCGGCCAGUCGGCUGGAACUGAGUAGCCUUCAUUGAAUCUGCGGCUCUCAUGACGUCUCCCUGCGUGGUCCACCACUUUGCUCCUAACCCAGGAAUAUUUUUUUUCUGUCACUCUUGCCUUUUCCCCCUUCCUUCCGCCGGGUCGCCCUCCCCCGUGCCUGCCCAAACGCACACCCCUCCGCCCCUCCUUCGGUCCCAGCGCCCAGCCCUCCGCUCCACUCUCGGCCAAAGGGAGCCAGUCUGAAGACGGCCGCACCUGGCUGGAGAGGUUGGCGGGCGGAGGGUGGGGAUCCGCGGGAACCCGCAAGCUGGAGCCGGAGCUGGAUGGACCGCGAGAAUGGAGUCUCCUAACAGCCUCCCGGGGCUGAUGUGAAGUCGGACCAUCUGCUUCCAGUUUUUCGUUUCCUUCUCGUUUGUGUAUUUCCUGCCCUCGCCAUCCAUCGUGGAGUGAAUGAUUAAAUCUUGCUCCGCUCAAGAGAGACCAUGAUUGAGUGAGACCACCCUGUCCGCAACCAGGAAAAGCACAAACAAGAAAUGACAGCGAUGGCCAAGUUGACAGAAUCCAUGACUAAUGUCCUGGAGGGGGACUCCAUGGAUCAGGAUGUGGAGAGCCCCGUGGCCAUUCACCAGCCAAAGUUGCCUAAGCAGGCCAGGGACGACCUGCCCAGACACAUCAGCAGGGACCGGACCAAAAGGAAGAUCCAGAGGUACGUGAGGAAAGACGGAAAGUGCAACGUCCAUCACGGGAACGUGAGGGAGACCUACCGCUACCUGACGGACAUCUUCACCACCCUGGUGGACCUCAAGUGGAGAUUCAACCUGCUGAUCUUCGUCAUGGUUUACACAGUGACAUGGCUCUUUUUUGGAAUGAUCUGGUGGCUGAUCGCGUACAUCCGAGGAGAUAUGGACCACAUAGAGGACCCCUCGUGGACUCCCUGUGUCACCAACCUCAACGGGUUCGUCUCUGCUUUUUUAUUCUCCAUAGAGACAGAAACCACCAUCGGCUAUGGCUACCGGGUCAUCACAGAUAAGUGCCCGGAGGGAAUUAUUCUCCUCCUAAUCCAAUCUGUGUUGGGGUCCAUUGUCAACGCAUUCAUGGUGGGAUGCAUGUUUGUAAAAAUAUCUCAGCCCAAGAAGAGGGCAGAGACCCUGGUCUUUUCCACCCACGCGGUGAUCUCCAUGCGGGACGGGAAACUGUGCCUCAUGUUCCGGGUGGGGGACCUGAGGAACUCCCACAUCGUGGAGGCCUCCAUCAGAGCCAAGCUGAUCAAAUCCAAACAGACGUCAGAGGGGGAGUUCAUUCCCCUGAACCAGACGGACAUCAACGUGGGGUACUACACAGGGGAUGACCGGCUAUUUCUGGUGUCACCGCUGAUCAUCAGCCACGAAAUUAACCAACAGAGCCCUUUCUGGGAGAUCUCCAAAGCCCAGCUGCCCAAGGAGGAACUGGAGAUUGUGGUCAUCCUGGAGGGGAUGGUGGAAGCCACAGGGAUGACGUGCCAAGCCCGAAGCUCCUACAUCACCAGUGAGAUCCUGUGGGGUUACCGGUUCACGCCCGUCCUGACGCUGGAGGACGGCUUCUACGAAGUUGACUACAACAGCUUCCACGAGACCUACGAGACCAGCACCCCGUCCCUUAGUGCCAAAGAGCUGGCCGAGCUGGCCAGCAGGGCAGAGAUGCCCCUGAGUUGGUCUGUGUCCAGCAAACUCAACCAACAUGCAGAACUGGAGACUGAGGAGGAAGAGAAAAAUCAGGAAGAGCAAACAGAAAGGAAUGGUGACGUGGCAAAUCUAGAGAAUGAGUCCAAAGUUUAGCGCCUGGCUGGGCCCCCUCCCUCCUGCCCCAGACGUGGCCUUUCCUCGUCACUCAUCCUCUUUCUUUUGGUCUCUCUGGCUUUGUUCUUUAUACUUAAUUUUGACAUCACCAGAAAACAAGUCUUCAAGGUGUAAAAUCCCUACCUGCCCUCUCUCAGCUGUUCAGAUUGACAAGGUAGACCAGAUGGUUAAGGAGCCGUGGGCCCACAUUUGUGGCCCAAGUUUGAUCUCUUCUCAAAAUACCCACCUCCAACUCCUAGAGAUUUGAGCUGCUAACCUGCAUGUGUCGAACAAUACCAGAUCACUCUAAAGGGAGUGUCCAAGAUUUUACCUGGGAUGUGACGAGCAAGGUCUCCGGUGCCUAUCUACCGCGCAGUGAGUCAUAGGGUACAGCCCUGAGUUUUAUAGAUCCCACACAUUUCAUCUGCUACAGGGUAAGGUGCUUGCCCGUGCGGGCACUGCAGGUAUAGGACCCAGGUGAGCUAAAGACUAACCACUGUACAUAUAUAUGCCUUAUGUAAUUUUUUCUUUUGGCAAUUAGUAAUAAAGCCCAGCAUGUACAAAAGUACUGUAGAACAGAACUUCUAUUAAAUAAUGUAUAUAGAUGUAUCAUUAAUGUAGUUUUAGAUAUCUAACUUUAGAAAUAAGAAGAAAAAAAGAUUCCCAAUGUACAGUAGGCAUUUCUUUUUUGAUAUCUGUGUUUUCCAACUAUUUUGAUUUCAUGAACUGCUGGCCCUUUAAUGCAUGGCCUUUGUUCUGGGUCCCAGACAGGCAGCCGUUAGGGUUCCUCUCUGUUCCCUUGCUGAUCCUUUUGUUGAAUCUAAUAAGCCAUAGGUUUCGGGGGCAGUUGGGAGAUCCAGUAGACGGGAAGACCCACCACCAAUAAGCUGAUAUACUGUGACAUGUUUACAAAACAGGUGUCAUUUCCUUCAAGAGAACAAGGGCCUCACUAACCAGCCAGGGAGAGACUCCCCGGAACGGCCCUUCUCUAGCAUGUCACCAAUGAUGUGUUGAUGCUUUUUGAGUGAGCUCUCGCCCUUUGGGAUACAACUGUUUAGGGAACUUUUCUGCAAAUCCAACUGAUCCUCCCUGUAAUCAUGAGAACCACAGGAAAUUAGGAGAACGUGCACUCUAGGCAAGAUGGCUUGGGUCUGAAGCCACGGAACCAGGGAGGGCCAUGAUGGUGGCACACAGUGUCCUCGUUGAGCUCCCCUGCCAGGCGCCACCUGGCCUGGAGGAGGGCAUCUUGCCUGUCCUGGGGGCUGAGCCAUCCACACUUCUUGCAUUGGGAUUUUUUUCGUCUUCUUUUAUAAUUACGAAGUGACCAGUAUUCAGUAUUCAAAGAUUAGAUCAACAGUUUUAGUCACUGUCUAAGACAUCUCUCUAGGGUGUGCCACUAUUUUAAAAAAUCAAACCCAAAGCAUCUGUCAAUGAAAAGAAAGCCAAAAAAACGUAGCCUUAAUUCAUUUUAACAUGCAGAGAUGAAAGAAGGAAGGAAGGAUGGAUGGAUGGAAGGGAGGAAGGGAGGGAGGAAGGAAGGAAAAGAGGGUGGUUUUGUACUGCAAACCCAAAUUUCAAAAUGAAAACAAUAGAGAAGGAAGAGGACUCAGACAAAACCUCAGGGGCAGGUGGAGAUUUUGCACUGAAAAGAUCCUUCACGUUAAUUUCGCAUUUACAAACUGUCUGUUCUCCAACAAGGUGGCCCGUCAUGAAUAUUCAUUGAGUGGAUCCAAGUUUAUUCUCAGCUCCUACAGCUGUGCUGCAGUUUGAGGCUUUGGGCUAUGAGGUCAAGAAGAUCAAACCGGCUGUCCCUCUGUGACCCGUGGCCUUGCCCGACUGUGGGGAACGGGCCUUUGUUCUACUUAGGGACCCUGUCUACCAGAAAGGACACCCCAGAGAUAAGGGAGGCAGCCCCUCUGGUGAAUGCAUCAGGACAACAGCUUCUUGGCUCUGACUGCGGGGAAACCACAGCUGUCACCGCGAGCCCCUGCCAGCACCUCAUCCUUGGCGUCCAUUGUCUGUUGAAUCCUUUAUUCCUCCCACAGGGUCAAAGGAGGAGUCGGCAAGGAGGAGCCGGCCCGGGCUCUUCCUGCGCUCUCCGGAGGCUGUGGGCAGUAGGGACCUGACCUCGCUGGAGCCUUAGGAUGGGCGCCCCUGGCCCUGGGCACAACCUACAGUGUCCAGGGCUUUGGGGGCAGCGCCAGUAGCACAAAUCGGCCCGGGGCUGCGGCUCGGCUGCUGAUCUAGCUCUUGAAGUACCUUCUUGAAUCCGGAACUGAGGCUCCAAGGACAAACUCUGCA
Messenger RNA from Marmota monax (woodchuck), 4186 nucleotides. RefSeq names its product potassium inwardly rectifying channel subfamily J member 6 (gene Kcnj6). Lineage: Eukaryota; Metazoa; Chordata; Mammalia; Rodentia; Sciuridae. The transcript is spliced from 4 exons. Bases 605 to 1885 code for a protein of 426 amino acids. The record is from RefSeq and is a predicted model, not a curated record. Gene Ontology annotation, molecular function: G-protein activated inward rectifier potassium channel activity. Gene Ontology annotation, biological process: regulation of monoatomic ion transmembrane transport; potassium ion import across plasma membrane. Gene Ontology annotation, cellular component: plasma membrane.